UUGCUUUUGUACUUGGGGACGAUUUGAGCGACGCACAACUUCAGGAAGUCCGUCGCAUUCAGCGCGUUUUGGUUGUGUACAUGCGCAACCCGUUGUCCGACGGCCUACUUUCAUGCUGAAAUAAACAAACAGCUUGAGAGAGCCACCAUGCAGAAAGAAACCCCCGCUAAAAAGGCUGCAGCGCCUUCUGUGUCUCAGAUCAAUGCUGAAUACGUCACACAGUUGGCAAAUAAAUAUUGGGCUCCGCAUGCAAAGAAUAAACUAGCGUUUGACCCCAAGGUGAUGGAAGAUGUCUAUGAAAAAGAGAUUCUCAAUUCCAAAUUUGCCAUCAGAAAGAUUAUGCUGCUUGAGUUCAGCCAGUAUCUUGAGAACUAUCUGUGGGUGAACUACACUCCUGAGGUGUCCAGCAAUGCCUUCCUCAUGUCCAUAUGCUGCAUCGUCAACGAGAAAUUCAGAGAGAAUGUCCCAGCUUGGGAGGUGUUCAAGAGGGAGCCCAGUCAUUUCCCAUUCUUCUUUAAAUGUAUGAUGGAAGCUGUAUUGGCAGGGGAGGAGUCUGGCCUCACUCUGAAGGAACAAACUGUGCUGCUGGUCUUCUUGGAUCACUGUUUCAACAGUCUGGAAGUAGAUUUGAUCAGAGAGCAGGUGCAGCAGCUCAUCUCUUUGCCCAUGUGGAUGUGCCUCCUUCCAUCCAGACUCCAACAAGAGCUUAAGAAAUUUCCAAAGCUGCAGAAGUUCUGGAAUCUAAUCAAGAAGAAAUGCGAGAAGAUGGAUACCGACGCAGCCGAGCAGGCAAAAAGAGAGAGGGUCUUCCUCUCAGCUCUCAUUAAAAAGUUUCUUGGAGUUCUCGUGUCAAUUCCGCCAUCAGGGCCCGUAUCCAUGGACAAAGUACAUUACUGCGAGAGAUUCAUUGAACUCAUGAUUGAUUUGGAGGCCCUGCUGCCCACCAGGCGAUGGUUCAAUACAGUGUUGGAUGACUCUCACUUGGUGGUCAGCUGCCACCUGUCCAGCCUGACCCACAGAGAGAAGGAGGGACACCUCUUCUGCCAGUUGCUGGACAUGUUGAAGUUCUACACUGGUUUUGAGAUCAAUGACCAGACUGGAAACGCGCUGACGGGCAAAGAGAUGACCACGCUGCACUAUGACAAAAUCCUCUCCUUACAGAGGGCAGCUUUUGCUCAUUUUCCAGAGUUGCAGGACUUUGCUCUGGCCAACGUAGCUGCAGUAGACACUCGGGAAUCCUUGACCAAACACUUUGGGCAUCUAAGUCCCAAUACGCUCCACCGGGUGGCCUCGUACCUGUGUCUGCUGCCAGAGCUGCCUGAAGGGCAAGACACCACUAAGGACAAGGAGGUGCUCCUUGAACUGCUGGUGUCCCGUCACGAGCGGAGAAUCUCUCAGAUUGAGCAACUCAACCAGAUGCCUCUUUAUCCAACAGAGAAGAUAAUCUGGGAUGAGAACAUUGUCCCAACAGAGUACUACUCGGGCGAAGGCUGUCUGGCACUACCUAAACUGAAUCUCCAGUUCCUAACCCUCCACGACUACCUGUUGAGGAACUUUAACCUCUUUCGUCUGGAGUCUACCUAUGAGAUCAGACAGGACAUAGAGGAUGUGGUGUGGCGUAUGAAACCUUGGCAAUCAGAGUACGGCGGAGCGGUGUUUGGGGGGUGGGCCAGGAUGGCUCAGACCAUCAGCUCCUUCUCAAUUGUAGAGGUUGCCAAGCCCAAUAUUGGUGAGAGCUGGCCUGCCCGUGUGCGAGCUGAUGUCACCGUGAACCUGAAUGUGCAAGAUCAUAUCAAGCACGAGUGGGAAGGGCUGCGGAAGCAUGAUGUUUGCUUUCUGAUCACGGUGCGGCCGAACCUGCUCUACGGCACACGCUUCGACCGGCGGCAGCCCUUUGUGGAGCAGACUGGCCUGGGGUACGUGAGAGGCUGCGAGGUGCAGGGUAUGCUGGAUGACAAGGGACGCGUCAUUGAAGAAGGACCUGACCCAAAGCCUAAGCUGAGAGGAGAUGCCAGAACAUUCCGUGUAUGGCUGGACCCAAACCAGUAUCAACAGGACAUGACCAGCAGCAUUCAGAGUGGAACCGAAGACCCAUAUGAGACUUUCAACAUCAUCAUGAGACGCAAACCCAAGGAGAACAACUUCAAGGCCGUCUUGGAGACCAUCAGAAACUUGAUGAACACGGAGUGUGUUGUCCCAGACUGGCUUCACGACAUCAUCCUGGGCUACGGUGACCCAGGGAGUGCCCACUACUCCAAAAUGCCGAAUCAGAUUUCCACAUUGGACUUCAACGACACCUUUCUGUCGCUGGACCAUUUACGUUCGUGUUUCCCCGGUUACACCAUAAAGGUCUCAGAGGAGGACCCUGAACUGCAAGUCUCCCCAUUCAGAAUCAAGUUUCCAAUCUCAAACAAAGCAGCCAAAGGGAAGAAGAAAAAGUCUGAUGAAGAAGUGGAAAACGAAAAGGAAGACCUAUCCUUGAUCGUUGAGCCCUAUGUCCCCCCCAACCGUGGGCCAUAUCCCUACAACCAGCCCAAACGGAACACCAUUCAGUUCACUCCCACUCAGAUUGAAGCCAUUCGAGCCGGGAUGCAGCCUGGACUCACGAUGGUUGUUGGACCACCAGGUACCGGAAAAACUGAUGUUGCCGUUCAGAUCAUCUCAAAUCUCUAUCACAACUUUCCUGAGCAGAGGACCCUCAUCGUCACCCAUUCGAACCAGGCUUUGAACCAGCUGUUUGAAAAGAUCAUGGCCCUGGACAUCGACGAGCGCCAUCUCCUGCGUCUCGGCCACGGAGAAGAGGAGUUGGAGACUGAGAAGGACUUCAGCAGGUAUGGGAGAGUAAACUAUGUCCUAGCAAGAAGACUUGAGCUCCUCAGAGAAGUGGGGAGGUUACAGGAGAGCUUGGACGUCCCGGGUGAUGUUUCUUACACCUGUGAGACUGCUGGACACUUCUACCUCUAUCAGGUGAUAUCUCGCUGGGAAGAGUACAUGAGCAAAGUCAGACCUAAACAGGGAAAGCAAGUGGAGGUUGAAGCUGUGGCUGCACACUUCCCCUUCCACAAGUACUUCUCCAACGCCCCCCAGCCUGUGUUCAAGGGCCGGUCGUAUGAAGAGGACAUGGACAUCGCAGAGGGCUGCUACCGCCACAUCAGGAAGAUUUUUACCCAGCUGGAGGAGUUUAGGGCCUUUGAGCUGCUCAGAAGUGGACUGGACCGCUCCAAGUAUCUGCUUGUGAAGGAAGCCAAAAUCAUCGCCAUGACCUGUACCCACGCUGCUCUCAAACGACAUGACCUGGUGGAGCUGGGAUUCAAGUAUGACAACAUCCUGAUGGAAGAAGCUGCUCAGAUUCUGGAGAUUGAGACCUUCAUCCCCCUCCUGCUACAGAACCCAGAGGACGGCUACAGCAGGCUGAAACGUUGGAUCAUGAUUGGAGACCACCACCAGUUGCCCCCUGUAAUCAAGAACAUGGCCUUCCAGAAGUACUCCAACAUGGAGCAAUCUCUCUUCACCCGGUUUGUGCGCCUUGGAGUGCCCACUAUAGAUCUGGAUGCACAGGGCCGCGCUCGUGCAAGCUUAUGUAACCUGUACAACUGGCGCUACAAACACCUGGGGAACUUGCCUCAUGUGCAGCAAAUGCCAGAGUUCCAGGUGCCCAACCCUGGCCUGACAUUCGACUUCCAACUGAUCAACGUGGAGGACUUCAAUGGGGUGGGAGAAUCUGAGCCCAACCCAUACUUCUACCAGAACCUGGCGGAGGCGGAGUAUUCUGUGGCUUUGUUCAUGUACAUGCGUCUGUUGGGCUACCCUGCCGACCGCAUUAGCAUCCUGACCACCUACAAUGGACAAAAGCACCUGAUCAGAGACGUCAUCAACCAGCGCUGUGCGGGCAACCCCUUCUUCAGCCAGCCUAACAAGGUGACGACGGUGGACAGGUUCCAGGGUCAGCAGAAUGACUACAUCAUCCUCUCGCUGGUCCGCACUAAAGCCGUGGGACACCUGAGGGAUGUGAGGCGCCUGGUGGUAGCCAUGUCACGAGCAAGACUGGGUCUCUACAUAUUUGCACGGGUUUCGUUGUUAGAAAACUGCUUCGAGUUGACCCCCGUCUUCAGCCAGCUCACCGCCAGACACAUGAAGCUGCACAUCAGGCCACACGAGUACUACAGCCAGGAGCAGCCCAGAGAUGCUUCUGGGCAGCCUGACCAAAUUAUCCAGAACAUGCCGGAGAUGACCAACCUGGUGUAUAAUAUGUACAUGCAUAUGAUCCAGACUUCACAGAAGUACAGACAGCAGCAGCAGCAAAAGCUGGCGCUGCCUCCGCAACAAGCCGAGGCCGAAGCCGAGGUCGAGAAGGAGCCGGUGAGCUCUGGGGAACAACAGGAAGAAACCCCCAUGGAGCAGGAAAACGCAGAAGGGGAGCCGAAGCCAAACGCGGAGGACACCAGCGAGAAAGAAGAGAAGCCGGCCGCAGUGGGCCACGCUAAGAUGCCGGAGCAUCCGGGCAGAGACAGCGACAGUGACGACGACGCGGAGGAAAGUGGACCGGAGCAGAAGCAGUAGAGCGUCUACAUGCGGGACUAGAAAGUGGACUUUCCCUUAAGGAAACAUUAGUGGGGAGUCAAUGAUUGUGAAUCGCUUUUCUACGGGAACAUUUGAUUUGGGGGAUAGUGUUUCAUUCAAUUUUGUAAAACAUUCAAUUUUGUUACUACCAGUACUUUUUUAUUAAAAUAAAUGCAAAUAAUUGUCUAACAUGUU
This is a messenger RNA of Pungitius pungitius (ninespine stickleback), 4755 nucleotides long. RefSeq names its product aquarius intron-binding spliceosomal factor (gene aqr). Gene Ontology annotation, molecular function: mRNA binding; helicase activity. The coding region runs from base 148 to 4560 and encodes 1470 amino acids. Gene Ontology annotation, cellular component: catalytic step 2 spliceosome. Gene Ontology annotation, biological process: mRNA splicing, via spliceosome. The record is from RefSeq and is a predicted model, not a curated record. The transcript is spliced from 36 exons. NCBI's taxonomy places the organism in Eukaryota, Metazoa, Chordata, Actinopteri, Perciformes, Gasterosteidae.